AAUUGCCAGUUUAAAUCAAGCAACCAUGGACGUUGGACGGUGAUGUCCAUUUUUGAUUUUAUUUUCGUGACAUAUCUUUAUUUUUUACAUGCUUUUAGUUAAUUUGAUUACUAUUUUUACUUUUAAAUAUAGUGAAACAUGAGUUAUUAGCUGUUUUCUUAUUGAUUUAUUGUUGAUGAUUUAGUUUUGUUUGAGUUCUGUUGAUUAUUUCAACAUAAUGAAGGUGGAUAGGAGCGCUUGGAGGCGUCGCGCUGCGCUAAAUUUUACAGGUUGCCUCGCGCUCCUGUUGAUUACAGCGUCAGGUAUACUCGCGACGGGUCCACUCGGCCCGUCCGAGAGACCAGAGGCCUACUUCAACGGCUCCUCCUACAUACGCCUCGCCACCCCCUUCUCACUGAAGCAGCUCGUCGGACUCAGCUUUCGGACUUGUGUCGGAGGCGAGUUGUUCUCUCAGAGGUACGAGGGCUACACGCUGCACGUGACAGCUCUGUACGAGCAGGUGGUUGUGUCGUGGGCUCGGCCGGGGCAGUCGCACCGAGAGGUGGGCCUCGUCAAGGAGACUCUCGACAACCGCUGGCACUGGGUCGCACUCCGAUACAGGCCCAACCCGCCCUCGCUACUCCUCGAAGUCGAUAAGGACACACAGGUGAUAUCGAACGUGACGUGGAAUCCCGAGCUGUUGACACCGGGCGCGCUGGAGUCGCGCGAGGCGGUGGUGCUGGUGGGCAACCUGUUCAGCGGCUGCGUGCACGAGGGCCCGCAGCUGGAGUUCCACGCGGCGCACGUACUACAGAGCACCGUGCGCUUCGGAAACUGCCCGCUCACCACAGACGACUGUAUAGAUAGAAAAGACGUUUUGAGAAUACCACCGAAAGAUCACUGCUACAACGAACCAUGUUUGAGGCACGGCACCUGCAUAUCCAGACACGAUAAAUACGAGUGCCACUGCACGGCGCGCUACACGGGCAACAACUGCGAGGUGGACGCGGGCGACCCGUGCGCGUCGGCGCCGUGCCGCAACAGCGCGCACUGCGUGGAGGACGCGCGCGGGGACUACGCCUGCCUGUGCCCGCCGCACUACCACGGCACCUACUGCGAGCUGGAGGAGUCGCUGGACCCGCAGUGCGUGGCGGGCCCGUGUCGCAACAACGGCAGCUGCAGCGUGCCGCCCGGAGCGGACGAAUACGUGUGUGACUGUCCCUCUGGUUACACGGGUCGUAACUGCGAGAUCGAUAUCGACGAGUGCUCGUCCGCGGGCGCGGCCGCGUGCCUCAACGGCGGCCGCUGCGUCGACGACGUCGACAACUACACCUGCGACUGCGCCGGCACCGGCUACGGCGGCGCGCGCUGCGAGCUCAACGUGAACGAGUGCGAGGAGGAGCGCGGCGUGUGCGGCCACGGCGCCUGCUACGACACGUACGGCGGCUUCGUGUGCGCCUGCCUGCCCGGCUACACCGGCGAGCGCUGCCACCAGAUGUCGGCGUGCGCGUCGGGCCCGUGCGGCGUGGGCGGCGCCUGCGUGGAGGAGAACGGCGGCGCCGGCUUCCGCUGCGUGUGCGCGCGCGGCCUGGCGCCGCCGCUGUGCGAGCCCGCGCCCGCGCCCGCCGCGCCCGCCGCGCCCGCCGCGCCCGCCGCCUGCGCCGAGCUGCAGUGCCCGCCGCGCUCGCACUGCCGCGCCGGAAUGCCCGCCAUGGUGGCCGGCGUGAUGGUGUCCAAGCAGGUCCUGUGCGUGUGCGACCUGGGCUACUACGGCGCGCCGGGCCCCGCCCCCAACUGCAGCGCGCUGGAGGCGGCGUGCGAGGCGGGCGUGUGCCUCAACGGCGCCACGUGCACGCGCGCCGCCGACCACUUCAACUGCAGCUGCGCGCCCGGAUACAAGGGCGUGUACUGCGAGCUGGGCCCCGCCGGCAAGGCGCUGUCGGAGCGCUGCGCCGCCGCGCCCUGCGCGCACGCAUUCGCCUGCCGCGACCUCGCCACCGGCUUCCGCUGCGAGUGCGAGGCGGGCUGGAGCGGCGCGCGCUGCGACGUGGCGGGCGCGGGCGGGGGCGGGGGCGCGGGCGCGGAGGGCGCGGCGGCCGACGGCGCGGCGUGCGGGCGCGGCUGCGUCAACGGCGGCACGUGCCGCGCCGACGGCUGCGAGUGCCGGCCCGGCCACGGCGGCGCCAACUGCGAGCUGGCGCUCGACUGCCGCGCCUCGCCCUGCCCGCCCAGGCAGGAGUGCGUGGAGCAGGGCGGCGCGUGGCGCUGCGCGGCGGGCGCGCCGGACUCUGCGUGCGCGUCGUCGCCGUGCCACAACGGCACGUGCCUCGCGCUCGACAACGGCCUGUUCCGCUGCCAGUGCCCGCCCGGACACAACGGACGAUUCUGCGAGCUGGAUGUUGAUGAAUGUACGCUGAUGCCGAAAAUAUGCAACAAUGGAGUUUGUGUCAAUCUCCCUGGCUCCUAUCAGUGCUAUUGCAAGCCGGGAUAUACGGGCGACAGUUGCGAGCAGGACAUCGAUGAAUGUUUGUCUUCACCGUGUAAGAACGGCGGUACAUGUCAAAAUUUAGAAAAUAAUUACGAGUGCACCUGCGUGGAGGGAUACGAAGGCAAGGAUUGCUCCAUUAACAUCAACGAGUGCGCGACCAACCCGUGCGCGUCCGGCUCCACGUGCGUGGACGGCAUCGCCAGCUACAAGUGCGUGUGCCAGGACGGACUCACCGGCCCGCACUGCGAGAUCGAUAUCGACGAUUGCGAGUCGAGUCCGUGCGAGCACGGCGGGCGCUGCGUGGACGGACUGAACGGCUACACGUGCGAGUGCAGCGGCACGGGCUACUCGGGCGACGACUGCGAGAUCAACAUCGACGAGUGCGCGCCGCGGCCCUGUCGCAACGGCGGCACCUGCCUCGACGACGUCAACGACUACCACUGCUCGUGCUACCCCGGCUUCACCGGCAAGAACUGCGAGACCGACGUGGACGAGUGCGAGAGCGCGCCGUGCAAGCACUCCGGCGUGUGCCUGCAGCGCAGCGACCGCAGCCUGUACCGCACGCGCGACGCGCCGCCGCCCGCGCUGCCCGCGCCGCUGCCCGACGUCUUCUACCAGCCCUUCUCGCUCGACACCGCCAGCGGCUACGAGUGCGUGUGCGUGGCGGGCACGACGGGCCCGCGCUGCGAGAUCAACAUCGACGAGUGCGCGUCCUCGCCCUGCAAGCACGGCAAGUGCGUGGACGCCGUGGGCGGGUACAGCUGCGACUGCGCCGCCGGCUACGAGGGCCAGCACUGCGAGCUGGAGAUCAACGAGUGUCUCCGGUACACGCCGUGCCAGCACGGGCGCUGCUACGACGGGCGCGCCUCGUACUACUGCUCGUGCGAGGCGGGCUGGGGCGGCCAGAACUGCUCCGUGGUGCUGACGGGCUGCCGCGACGCCCCGUGCCGCCACCACGGCACGUGCCUGCCCUGGCUCGUGCGCGAGACCGAGCAUCGGUUCAACUGCUCCUGCACUCCCGGACACUACGGCACUACCUGCGAGAAGAUAACCACGAUGUCUCUGGAGAAGAGCAGCUACGCGGAGGUGAACACGUCUCGCGAGGAGGGCUACGACAUCUCGUUCCGCUUCAAGACUACGCUGGGCAACGGCCUGCUCGCUAUGGGCCGGGGUCUCACGUACUUCUUCUUGGAGCUGUCCAACGGUCAUCUCAACCUGCACUCGUCGCUGCUCAACAAGUGGGAGGGCGUCUUCAUCGGUUCCAAUCUCAAUGAUAGUAACUGGCAGAAGGUUUUCGUAACGAUCAAUUCGUCACACCUCGUGCUGGCGGCUAACGAGGAGCAAACUAUCUACCCGAUCAGCCAGAACGAGGCGUUCAACGCGUCCGUCACGUCGUUCCCCUCCACACGUCUCGGCACGGCGGGCUCCUCCUACGCCACGCUCACGCACGGCCCCAACUUCUUCGUGGGCUGCUUCCAGGACGUCGUCGUCAACGGACAGUGGGUGCUGCCCGAGGACUCGAACUCGAGCCUGGCCGAGAGCCCGACGGAGCGGGCCCCGGGCGACGAGGCGGAGGGCGCGGACGAGGCGGACGGCUCGGGCGAGGCGGCGGGCGAGGCGGCGGGCGAGGCGGCGGACGAGGCGGACAGGGCGGCGGCGCGCGCCGUGCUGCACCGCGUGCUGGCCUCGUGCCCGCGCACGCCGCAGUGCGCGCCCAACCCCUGCCUGUCGGGCGGCGCCUGCGAGGACCACUGGACGGCCUUCCGCUGCACCUGCCCGCGCCCGCACCUGGGCGACACCUGCCAGUACAACUACACGGCGGCCACGUUCGGGCAGGAGGCGGCGCGGGCGCGCUCGGUGGUGACGGUGCAGGUGUCGGACGCCGCCCGCCGCGCCGUGCACGCCGCGCUCGACAUCUCCAUGUUCAUCCGCACGCGCAAGCCCUCCGGCCAGAUCUUCUACCUCGGCUCGCUGCCCAGGUACGGCCAGACGGAGGAGACGCUGGUGGGCGCGUCGCUGAAGGGGGGCGAGCUACUCGUCCACCUGCGAUUCAAUCAGACGCCCGAGGACUACACCGUCGGGGGAACCAGACUCGAUAAUGGACAUCUGCAUCUCAUCGAGGUUGUCCGAAAUUCGACUCUGGUACAAGUGAAAUUGAACGGUACGGAAUACUUUCGCAAGUCCAUUUCCGCGGCUAAGCAGCUCGACGCGCAGGUUUUAUACCUGGGCGGCCCGCCUCCCCCGCCACAACCGCCGUCACCCCCGCCGGUCGCGGAGGGUGCUUCGCCCUCGCCGACCGCCGCACCGGCUCCCGCUUUGCCGGAGCCAGACGACGCCGACUACUUCAAGGGAGUCAUACAAGACGUGCAGGUCUCGAACGGCGUGAACGUGACGGUGGUGGAGUUCUUCCCGCUGCAGGCGGCCGGGCUGCGCGUGCCGGAGCCCUUCGGCGAGGUGUCGCUGGACCCGGCCGGCGUGCUGCGCGGCGUGGUGUCGGACGACGCCUGCGCCUCCCGGCCCUGCCUGCACAACGCCUCCUGCGCGCUCACCUGGAACGACUACACGUGCACGUGUCCUCGCGGCUACAAGGGCAAGCAGUGCGCCGAGGUCGAGUUCUGCCAGCUGCAGGGGUGCCCGCUCAACUCGCACUGCCGCAACCUCGAUCGCGGAUACGAGUGCGUGUCGAACGCGACCUUCGACGGAGUCAACACGACGCUGAGCUACCGCCUGCGCGAGCCGCGCGCCGCGCUGGCCGCCGAGCCGCUGCGCCUGGAGCCGCCGAGCUCGCUCACCAUCACCUACAGGAGUAAGGUGGGCGGCACGCUGUUCCGCGCGGAGGGCGCCGACUCCGGCGGCGUGUUCAGCGUGGGGCUGUACAAGGGGCAGGUGGGCGUGCAGUGGCGGCUGGGCGGGCUGCCGGCGCAGCGCCGCAUGCGCUCGCGCCGCCCGCACCACGCCUGGGUCACGCUGCGCCUCGUGCUGGCCGACGGCCGCCUCACGGGAUCGUUCGUGGACGCCGACGGUCACGAGGAAGUGGGUCUGUCGGACACCAUCGACGUCGCCGCGUGGCAGCGGUUGGUCACCGAGGGCCUCAUUACGCUGGGAGGCGUGCGCGUCGGUUCCCCCCCGGCUACCGUGCGACCCACCGGCCCUUCCACCACCACCGUCAUGGAGAACUCCACGGAUCCCACCGUGUUUGAAUAUUCCGAAGGAGACGAGUUCAUAGACGACAACUUGGCCGGAGAAUAUUUCAAGGGCUGCUUGGGCGCCGUGCACGUGGGCGCGCUGUUGCUGCCCUUCUUCACGGAGGAGCAGCUGUUCGUGGGCUCGGCGGCCGCCCUGCUGGCCGCGCAGCCGCACUACGCGCUGCUUUCGGGCUCACCGUGGGGAGCGUCGAGCGGCGUGGGCUGCGUUUUGUGCGUCGAGGCGCAGUGCGUGCGCGGCGCGUGCGCGGACGUGCGCAACUCGUACGCGUGCGCGUGCCCGCCCGGGUACACCGGCGACUACUGCCAGAUCGACAUCGACGAGUGCGAAAACAAUCAGUGCCAGAACGGCGCCACCUGCAGAGACGACGUCGCCAAGUACACCUGCGAAUGCGCCGAGGGUUUCGACGGAGAAUUCUGCGAGCACGACAUCGACGAGUGCGAGUCGGGCCCGUGCGCCAACGGCGGCACGUGCGUGGACCUGGCGGGCGGCUACCGCUGCGAGUGCGGCGCCGAGUGGCGCGGGCCGCGCUGCCAGCAGCCGCGCACGCGCACCUGCGCGCACCGGCCCUGCGCGCCGCCGCCGCGCGCGCUGUGCCGCGACGUGCCCGACACGGUGAACGGCAACAACUACACGUGCGAGUGUGCGGAGGGGUUCCAGGGCGUCCACUGCGAGCUCGCCUUCUGCGAGGUGGAGCCCUGCCUGCACGGGCGCUGUGACGUCGACGCCGUCCCGCCGCAGUGCGCGUGCGAGGCGGGCUGGAGCGGGCGCGCGUGCGGCGCCGAGCGCGACGAGUGCGCGGGCGCGGCGGCCGCGUGCCUGCACGGCGGGCGCUGCGUGCCGCGCCGCCGCCCGCCCGUGUGCGACUGCCCGCCCGAGUGGCGCGGCGCGCGCUGCGAGGAGGACGUGGACGAGUGCGCCGAGCGCCGAGUGAGCUGCGGGCCCGGCCGCUGCCGCAACCUGCCCGGCGGGUACACGUGCGAGUGCGCGGAGGGCUACUGCGGCGACGAGUGCGCGCUGCUCGACCUCUGCUACGCGGCCGGCGCGGCCGAGGCGGGCGAGGCGGGCGGGGCGCGCGGGGAGGGCGCCGGCCGCGGGCCCUGCCUGCACGGCCGCUGCGAGCAGGCCUGCGCCGCGCAGGUGGACUACGUGUGCCACUGCGAGGACGGCUGGGCGGGCAAAAACUGCUCGCAGGCGGCCGUGGCGGGCGAGGCCAGCGCGAGCGGCGGGCAGGCCACGCGCGUGGCGCUGGGCGUGGGCGGCGCGCUGGCGGCGCUGCUGCUGGGCGGCGCGGCGCUGGCGGCGCUGGCGGCGCAGGCCCGGCGCAAGCGCGCCACGCGCGGCACGUACUCGCCCUCCGGACAGGAGUACUGCAACCCGCGCGCCGAGAUGAUCACGCACGCGCUCAAGCCGCCGCCGGAGGAGCGGCUCAUCUAGCGCGCAUCUCCACCGGGAGACGUCUGUGACCAAUGACAUUAGACGGAGUCGUAUCGUCGGCUCCGUGAUCGAUCCGAUCCCCACGAUGACUUGUAGUCACAAAGAAUUUUAUAUACGAGUGUAAUCCUCAAAAUAUAUUGAAAAUUUGUAAUUAAAAUGUAAGCUCUCACUGAAACCAUAAUCGAAACGUAUUGUAAUAAGCCUUGGGUACGACAAAUGUUUAGUUACGAUCGCGGUACUUUUAUCCGAAUUGUGAUCAGAAAAUAAAUCAUGAAAUAUAUUAUUCGCCCACGACUCGCCGCGGUCGUGUGCGUCGCGUGCGGUGGCGGCGCGAGGCCUCCGUCGAAGGUUAGCUGUGAGGCCUCCUUAUGCUUUAAUCGAAUGUCGUCGCCUUCUUACCUGGUUAAUAUUGUAAAUAGUCUUAUCGCGGCACCAGGUGGCGAGCCGUGCACGCGACCGAGGCGAACUCGUGCUUCUGUAUGUAUAUUAUUAUAUAUAAGUACUUAGACUAAGUGAAACGAAAAGCGUGCAAGAUUCUAAAUUACUUAUAGUGAAGGCGUCCUCGGCCGCCAACGAAUCCCCGCGCCCGUGCUGCGACCCCCCUCUCCAACCUCGUCCUCCUACGAUACCCCCCCCCCCCGUCGGGCGCGCCGGGCGGCGAGGCGUCCGUGCCUUAAACACAAGUCUGUAUAUCGAGGAUUUUAUUAUUGUAUAACUUGAACACUAGCGCUCGAACGAGCUCGAGUAGACCUAAGUACGCGUAGUGUAAGUGUACAGAGUAGUAGUCCAGGCCGAAGCGACAGCGGCGUGAGAAAAUGUACUUAAAUAUUUAAAUCUACCGAUACCAGUAUUAUCUGGACUAUUCAACGUGUCGCUCGACUCCCGACGUUCCCCGCGCGAGCGUGCCCUGCGGUCUGAGGUACUUAUUUAUAUUGUGAUAUUUUGUAACUGCGGUCUGCUCUUCGGGUCGGGACUGAGGAUCUAUUUUAUAAGAUUUUCUAGUGACGAAGAUUGUAUUUUAACAUGUAUAUAGUAAGGACACCCUUUGGUGGCGCUAGGCUAAGUAGUAUUUAUUUUUCAUAACUAUCCAAAUAAUACUAUUUUUAAUUUACUGUGUAGAUAAUAUUUUUACAUCUUUUGAUUAGCUUUUUUUGUAAUGUUAAUUAGAAAUGAACUUUGUUUUAUAUAUUUAUAAACUGAAUGCGGUUUUGAAUUAGCAGCUAUUAGAGUGCUCACUGCAAUGUUACCGUCCACAGUUUAGCAUAGUAUGAGAUGUUUUGUUGAUCGCACCGUUCUAUUGGCGUGUACUCAUUAUUACUUCACUUCGUCACGUGACUGCAAUAAAAAUAUUCUUUACAAUA
Molecule: messenger RNA, 8469 nt
Organism: Vanessa tameamea
Lineage: Eukaryota; Metazoa; Arthropoda; Insecta; Lepidoptera; Nymphalidae
Gene: crb
Product: crumbs
Exons: 41
Coding region: 218-7108 (2296 amino acids)
Biological process (GO): establishment or maintenance of epithelial cell apical/basal polarity; heterophilic cell-cell adhesion
Cellular component (GO): plasma membrane; protein-containing complex
Molecular function (GO): calcium ion binding
Source: RefSeq, a predicted model, not a curated record